UAAUGACGUCAUAUGUUGUUAUUACAUAAACAAUAAACAUAUAAGUACGGCGAUCAGGUCGCGCGUCGUCGCGGAGCAGCCACCGUCGUGUCGGUGUGUCGCACGCGGGUAUAAUAUAUAAUGAUGCUAAUGCGCGUAGAUGAUCGGCAGGUGGCGCGGAGGGUUGCUGCUGCCUUGCGUACGGUCUUACACGCGCGCGCGAUCCCGCUUAUAAGGGUGGGUAGCAGCCGAGGCGGGGGCGGCGUCGCGGCGCCCGUAACGAGAGUGCUCGGCAUUAUCGACCUGUACGCCAUCUGAUUUGCCGCCGCGUCGUUUCCCGACGAAACGCAGUCCGCCGCUCAUUCACGUUCGCUACGAUCCCGUGCCCGAAAAAACACAAAAAUACUCACUUACACACACACACUGACUCAUUUGCACACACACAAACACUCACUCACACAAACACACAAGCACUCACUUACACACAUACGCACAAACCCUUACUUACACACACACGUCGGACUUAAUAUUAUAUUAUCAUAAACAUAAUAUUAUAAAGUGACCGAUCAUCCUUACAAUCACUUCGCCGCCGUCAUAAAUUAUUGUUGUUGACGUUGCGAAUCGAUAUACGAGUGUCGAUUUUUCUGGUUGAUUUCGCUGCCGUCGCGUCCCUCGGUCCGCCGCCGCGCGUUGCAUGUGCGCGGACAGUCCAAUGUGGCUUUCACUGUGACCGUAGUCGCAGACUCUUCGUGGUGUACCGUCGCCGACGUGACGUUCGGGGUGCUGGAAGGACGGUAGCGAAGCCGAGAACGACGGCGACGACGACGGCAAGUUCGGGGGUGGUGCGGGCGGUGGCGGUGGUGGUGGCGACGACGACGACGACAGAGGCUGCUGCGGCGACUGUUGAUCGGUUUGACAAAUUCACCGUCAUGGACGACGUGACGUCAAAGGCCGAUUGACGACCACCGCCAGUAAGUCAUGAAACAGAAGAAGAAGAAAGACGAACCACAGCGGCCGCCGUCCAGUACAGACGAACAGCAACAGCAACAGCAGCAGCAGCUAUGCAACGGUGCAGGCGAGCCGAGACCCAAGAAAUCGGCGCUGAAACGCACGGCGACCGUCGGCGGCUCCAAGGCGGCCAAGUCCGGCAAGCACAAGCGGCACGUGCAGUUCAACGAAAGUCUGAACGUGUUCUUCGAGUCAGACUACGUGAUCGUCAUCCGGGACGACGACUGCGAGUUCGACGAGGAGGACUUUGACUUUUGGUCGCAGCAUCCGUGCAGCUGUGGCGAUGCCACGUGUUUCCAGCCAUGGCUGGACGAUGACGACGGCCGUGGUAUGCCGCCACUCGAUCCGUACGAAGAACAACCAGCCACGCUCAGUCCACCGGAUGGUUACAAGGAUGGCUGUCCCAGGCACGUUCCGCCGUCUCUGGAUCAUCUAAAAUACGCAGAUGAUGAUUUGGCUACAAGAUAUGGUUCGGAUGUGAUGGACAGCUGCAGCGAUACGCAUGUCGCUAUGCCAUAUAAUUCCAAUGUCAACUCCACGUCCUAUUUCGAGGAUAACAAUCAAAAAGCUCGUCAUGAACUUUCGUCUCUACCCCGGCCAAGUAAAGACGAACAGAAGCAGCAGCAGCAGCAGCAGCAACAACAGUCACAGCCACCGACAAACGCAUCUGCUCUUCAGUUGUCGAAAACAAACACUGUCUGUGAUACAAAUUCAAGUACGGGCCAGCAACCACGGUGUAUCGUGGAAACGAUAACCAUGACCACAGUUACCGAAAGGCAGAUCGUGCAGGAGACCAGGCCCGUGGACGUGCCCGGUCUUGACGCCGCCUCCAAGACCGAAGAUACAAAAGACGUCACCGGUGCCACUGCCGUCGCCCCCGAUGAGGGGUAUGUAAUGAUUAAAUGUGGUAAUAAUACUAUGGUGUACAACAACCGGAACCCAAACUCGGCAGUGCGACAGUUAUUUCCGACCACGAAGUUCGUAUGCCCGCCAACCCGAAUCAAAGAGACGGACGACGCGAGGCUGCUGAACAAAUACUUAAUCACGGAAGAGUCACUCCGGGCGUUCGACAGUCGAUCGAUGAACGGUGGCUUGGGCGGCGGAGGGUUCAAGAGCGAACCACACAGCGACGACGACGACGACGACACGUCGAACAGCCUUAUCAGGCGAACCAUCGAACGAAGUACUUUGAGGCGGAACACCGUGAAAAAAAAGAACGACUCCAAAGAGAUAUCGCUUAUCGAGAAGAUCCGGCGGCUGACGUGCGACAGCGACGACGAUGCAGACGACCCAACCAAGAAGGCGUCAGGCGUCAUGCAGGAACAGGCGACUGCUUACACUGUGUUGGUGCAGUGUGAUUCGGGGACGCCGUCCACGACCGCCGCUACUCCGGCGUACAAAAAACUCACAGAAUUGUUGGGCAGUGGUAGUGGUGGUGGCCGGUAUGACCAACCACUGCCACCACCAGUUGUUCAAUCGACGGCCGACGGUGACCCAAUUGGCAAAGCCGACGGACUAGACCUAUGCGACGGUCACUCGGCCGCCAGCAGCAGAGCGGCCGUCCGAUCAGCGACCGGUGGCAAACCUUUCCUGUCCACGUUAGCGACGGCGUGCGUCACAGGCAACGUACAUCCGGCCACCGGAGGAUCGGUGGCGGUAAGCACACCGCAAACAUCGCACUGUCCGCAACCAGACGUGGUAGCCGGCACUCAAGCUCCAAGCUCACACAGACAGGAAGAGCUUGCGGCGUUCGUGCAACAGGACUCGGGCCGCCUGGAGAAGAUCCGCAAGCGGUAUAUGCCACCCACGGCCACUGCGUCCGCGUCCGCGGCCGAGGACGAGGACGACGAGAACGACGAUUACGGCUUCAACCGGCGACCGGAAGUGCAUGGCAUCCGCUCCGGGUUCUCUGCACAGAUCACCAUCAAGAACAAUCCACAGCCUCCUCAACGUCCCCGGUCGUAUUAUGGUGAACCAGCCCUUCAGACGACGCCACUCGAUGUCCAGCCUGACUUUGUGCCCAGAUAUCAGGCGGCCGCGGUGGCGUCUGUCCGCGCUCGGAUCCAGGGUGACGCGCGGGCCCCUCCACCGUACCCGGCCGCGUCCCAACGGUCCAUCAUCAGAGUGACGCACGGCCAACAGCAGCAGACCAUUCGCGUGCCGUACCAGGCGGUCGGUCCCGUCCAGGUGCACCUGUUAACCACAGCUGCAGCGGCCGCGUCCACCGCCACCGGCAACGUCACCGGACACCCGCCACCGCCGCAGGUUCAAAUCCGACACCCGCCUAACGAGUACAUCGUUCAACACGGCCAUGCCAGAAUACACCAUGGCCAACAGUUUGUUAUCGCCCGUGGCACCCAGACGGCCGCGAUAUCGACCACUCGGUACUACCAGUUACCACCGCCCCCGCCACCCAACAUUCAGCAGCAGCAGUUAUCGCAACCGCAGUUACCGCCGCACGCUUUCCAACCGUCUGACGAACAUCCGGCGACACAAUUUAAACAGACAUCUCCCACCAGAGGAGUUGCAGCUAACAGUAGACUGCACAUGCAACAGCAGCAGCAGCAACAAGACUAUGUCGACCAUAACUUACCAUCGUCGGUCUCGCAGACGCCCAAAAACCCUAUGCUUUUUUACGGUAUGAAUGUCUGAAUGGUGGUGGUGUAUGGGCUCAGUAUAGCGCGUACAUGUAGUAUAAGAACCUAAUAUACAUCAUUAUGUACCUAUAUGUAUGUCUGUAUGUAUUAAUGCAUGUAUGUAUGUAUGUAUGUAUAUAUGUAUGUAUGACGUAUGUAUAACGUUUAACGGUUCUUAAAAAAGUUUUGUCAUAACAACUAGCUGCCUACAUUAAUAAAUUGUGAAUUCGUUUUCGAUGCUUUAAUACUGCAGUUGUCGCUGAGAGCCAAAAGAUUUAACCAUACAACUACAAAUUAAAUUUCAGUAUAGUUUAUGAGUAUUAUGUUAUUAUAAAUUAUAUAAUAUGUACCUACCCACCUAUUGUAAUAUACAUGUCUUCCUAUAAUAUGCAGACGAUAACGCAAUUAUAACAUCAAAUUAUUAAAAUAUAGAUUCAAAUCCGUCGUCAAAACACUAUAUCGUUUCGGUGAAAUAAAAUACAUUAACAUAAUAACAUGUGCCCAAUUGUUAAAUUGUUAUUGAUAAAAACUGUAUGAUAAAGUCCCAAUAAAAAAAUAUUUAUUAUAUACGUACGCUUAAUGUCAGCAUUUAUCGAAUUAAGUAUGAUGGUUUCAAAAAAAAAAACUCAAUACAUAUUUUAUUUUUAUUAUAUAAAAUACGUAAAAACAAUUUUCCUGCUUAAUGAAAGAAAAUAAUAUGAAUAAUAAUAUUUUAAAACAAAGGGCGAUUUUCGUGCCUACAAUUUAAACGAUAAAAAAUGAAAUUUUAUCUGUUCUAAUUUGUGUUGAAAAAUAUUGCUACGAACAAAAAUAUAAAUAAUAUAAUAUCAAAGGACUUAAUUUGUAACAAUAAGUAUAUUAAUAUAACUACAUAAUAUAUACAAUCAGGCCACAGGUCUUUUACAAUAUUUAUUUACCUACACAUUUUUUUGUUUUUUUUUUUUUUUUGUUAUAGUUAAUAAGGUUCAAAUUGUAAUAAUGUAUAAAAUAUAAUUAAUAUAAAGUAAUUCAAUAACAGACUGUGACGAAAAUUAAGGGUUGUGAAAUUGUAUUUAUAAUACGACUAUACCACUAGAAAACACGAUAAUAUUAAUCAUAUCGAAGACAUGACUAAUAGCCAAAUCCGUAUCUAAAAUAGAAAAAUAAUUUUGGAAUGUUUUAAAAUAAAAAUGCUAAACAUUAGGGAAUCGUUAAAACCCGUUUAUUGUGCUAUUUGGUUUGCUAUGAUUCAAUAUUGUACAUAGUUAUCAAAAUAUUUAACAAAAUAUUAAAGAGUAUAAAUAUAUUUAUUAUUUACGCCAUUAAUAUGUUACAUUUCAAUUUUUUUUCACUGCUAAUAAAUAUUUACAAAUUAUAAUAAAAUAUAUUUAUAGAGGUAUGUAUAUGCGGUACCUAUUAAAUAUUAAAAUUAUGCUUGACAAAGACGGAGUAUAUAAUACUACACUGUUAUGUUAUUAUUAAGAUUAAAACAUAAAAUAUUUAUAAUUUCGUUUUAACCAGUAAGAAUUGCUUGACCCCAAAACUAAAAUGUAUUAAAAUCUAUACAAAUUUGUUUGCUUAUAGUCCUUUUGUUAUUUAAAAAAUAUUUAUAUAAAAUCACAAAAUAUAGGUAAAUGUGUAUCAAAACUACAUCGUAAUUUCAAGCCAAUUAUAAAGCCAUAAUAUAUAUUUUAAUAAUAAUCGCGAUCAAAUACUUUAAUACUUCCAUAUUUUAAUUAAUGAUUUUAUAUAUAUAUAUAUAUAUAUAUAUAUAUAUAUAUAUAUAUAUAUAUUUAGUAUGCAUAUUUUUACCUAUCAUAUUUAAUAGGUAUCAAGAGUUUGUGGAAAUCAUACAUUUUUUUUUAAUUCAAUACUUUAGUAAAACGUACAUUAUUAAAUUUAUUUAUAAAAAAUUAAAAAAUUGGUUUACAAGCCAACAUAAUUAGGAAACGUUUACAAUUUUUAGAUUUUUAAUAAAUUCGAUUAUCCACUCAUACACCGAAUUUCCAUCUCAUAAUCUAUAGAACAUUUAAAUUUCAUUAAAACUAUACACAAAUUUAAACUAAUAUAAUAUAAAUUUAUUUAUUUUUAUUUAAAUUUAAUACAUAUAUGUACCGAUAUAUUAUUAUGUAUGUACUAUUAUGAUUGGUGCCAAAGCGAUGAUAAACUUAUAAAUACCAUAAAAUAUAUUGUAUUAAAAACAUAUAUAAAAUAAAAUAUUUUGUUGUUUAAAAUCAUUUUAAAUGGUAGGCUGUUUAUUAUAAUUAUGUUAAACUUUAGUAAGAAAUACUAGACCGUCGUUAAUACUGAUAACUUAGGCCUAAAGUGGAAUUAAUUAAAAAAUAUAUUGUCUGUGAAUUUUAUUAUUAUUAUUUUUUAUUUUAAGAAAAUAUAAUGUUGUUGUUGAAAUAAAUGUGUAUAAAUGAUUAGUUUGUGUUAACUCAUUUUAAAUAAUAUAUAAUAAAA
Metopolophium dirhodum (rose-grain aphid) is the source of this 6068-nucleotide messenger RNA. RefSeq lists its product as uncharacterized. The record is from RefSeq and is a predicted model, not a curated record. The transcript has 3 exons. Lineage: Eukaryota; Metazoa; Arthropoda; Insecta; Hemiptera; Aphididae. Bases 958 to 3639 code for a protein of 893 amino acids.